ACCAUGAGAACAAACUGUCCUGCUGUAGCUGCUCGCAGCCAUAAAGUCUGCUGAGACCAAAGCAGUUGCCUGGGAACAAAGGAAAACAAUGUGUGGCCAAGUGAGUCCACGGUGGAGCUGCAAACCACCUGACAGACAGCCACAACUACAACAAUCUGACCAGUUUUUAUUUACAACUCUCUUCAGUGGCAUCUUGAUGUAGAGUGUAAAUCUCAGGCUGGAGAAAGAGACACUCAAGUGACGUGUCUGGAGUCCCUUUUGUCUCUUUCCUGGUAGUCAGUGUGCCGGAUCCAAGGAAGUGGACUCGCUAAUGCUGCUGGCUGGACUGUGUUGGGUAGGAUAAUCUCGCAGGCCAGUUCCACUGUCAACUCCUGUGUCACAGCGCAUUACUGAGUACUGUUAACUACAGCAACCGCCACGCUCCUGCGUCUCCUUGCAGCAGAAUGGCCAAGGGAAAGAAAACCGGACGGGCUAAAAGUAAGACAUUCACCUUGAAAAUGGCUCAGAACUGCGUGGAGGUGUCCCUGGACGGUAAGCGGAAGCGUCUGGAUCUCAGUUUCAAGGAGAUCGCCACAGUGCCAAAGUGUAUCCAGAAGCUGUAUGACAUGGAUGAACUGGACCUGAGCAGGAACCUGAUCAAAAAGCUCCCGGACUUUAUUGACCAUUUCAUCAACAUCAGUUUCCUAGAUCUGCACAGCAACUAUCUGGAGGAGCUCCCUGUGACUAUCGGCCGUCUCCAGAACCUGCAGGUUUUGAACCUGUGUAACAACCAGCUGACCAGCCUCCCUGCUGAGCUCGGCCUCCUGAAGAAACUGCACACGCUCAACCUGGGUCUCAACCAGCUGGACGCUCUCCCCACCUCCAUUGGUACCUUGAAGGAGCUCCGCCACAUCGGCCUCUCUGACAACCGGUUCACUCGCUUCCCUGGAUGCCUCGUGAGGCUGAACAACCUGGAGAGGGUCAACCUGGACAGGAACCCCAUCCUCACUGAGCAGGACCUCGGCCUUGAGUCACUCAUGAUAGCAGAGAGGCUUUACCUGGUUAAGGAGAGCAUCCUGUGUGACGACUGCCUGAGUAAGUGUCAAAUCGGUAAGAAGAAGCUGGGGGAUGUUGCAGACAAGACCGAGCCCACAUUACUCCAUGUACCCACCUUGGAGACCCAGGACGACAGGGAGAUGUAGAGAUAGGUUUCACUUUAAAAAGUACAUUCCAAGUAGGGACAAGUAGGGAGCGUACUCAAACACCCACUACAUGUUCAUGAUGCACAAGCGUGGUGACAUUUAUGGAGCUGUCAUUGAUUGUUGACAUUGAAUGUCAGGGAUAUGGAUGCUUUUUUAAACUCUUGUUUUCGGGUUCAACAGCAUUUUUAACCAGCAGGCCAUCUCAGCCUUCAAACGUUUUUCAAAAUAAAGUUUCAGUUGUUAAAAUAAA
Molecule: messenger RNA, 1431 nt
Organism: Micropterus dolomieu (smallmouth bass)
Lineage: Eukaryota; Metazoa; Chordata; Actinopteri; Centrarchiformes; Centrarchidae
Gene: lrrc18b
Product: leucine rich repeat containing 18b
Exons: 3
Coding region: 444-1181 (245 amino acids)
Molecular function (GO): protein binding
Source: RefSeq, a predicted model, not a curated record